AAACCAAGCCUUUACGUUUAAUAAUUUUAUUUUUCUGCAGAAGAAAAUAUUUUCCAGGAUUUUUCGUUUUAAAUUCCUGGUUACACUGUUUAAGUUGGCGCGUGGGGGCUAUUCCAGUGGCGCGUGUCAGUAACGCUAUUCGCUUAAUGGUUUUAUUCUGUCGAUCCGAAUCGGGAAUCCCUUGCCGGAACUCUACCGGCUCCCGAUAAUUUAAUGGCAUCUGUCGUGUUAGCGAAUCGGAGCGAUUCAAAUUGACCAUCGCAGCCGAAAGGCGGUGUCAAUAAAUUCAUGGGCAAGGUUCCCUUCACAGGAACAAAACCAAACCCUAACCCUAAAUUCAACAAGAAGCGUAAGUUCCACCAUCAUUUGGCCCCACCAGAUGACGGUACCGGACUUGUUGUUGAUGGCUCUCCUGCCGUGACCCACUCUGCAGCUUCCGACGAUGCGUCAUCAAUUAAUCGGAAGCGAAAUGAUUUCAAUUACGGCGCUUACGUUACCUUCCGCAUCAGCUCUUAUUCGAAGAAGGAGUUGAUUGAUCUAAAAAAUCAGUUGGUUGCCGAGUUGGAGCAGAUUCGUGAAUUGAGGAAUCAAAUCGAGUCAAAUGAUUUUCACGUUAGAUCUAGCUCCAACAAGAAAGCAUUACCCAAGAAGAACAUUUCUGGGAGCAAACGGCCUUUCCCCUCAAAUUUCAGCAAAGAAUUGAAGAGAUUGAACCCCCAAGAGAACGGAAAAGCAUCAACGGCAUAUUUGAUGAAAAGUUGUUCCCAAAUAUUGAACAAAUUGAUGAAGAAUAAGCACGGGUACGUCUUCAAUUCGCCAGUGGAUGUGGUUGGAAUGGGUCUCCAUGAUUAUUAUGAUAUAAUCAAGAAACCGAUGGAUCUGGGAACGGUGAAAUCGAGGAUGGCAAAGAAUUUUUAUGGGUCUCCAUCGGAAUUCGCGGCGGAUGUAAGGCUCACUUUCAAUAACGCCAUGUUGUAUAACCCUAAGGGGCACGAGGUCUAUAUGUUGGCUGAGCAAUUGCUUGUGAAAUUCGAGGAGCUGUUCCAGCCGCUGAGCUUGAAAUUGGAGGAGCAAUAUGAGCCACACGAAAGGGGUUAUGAUGAGGAAGAGUUGCAGGCGAGUUCUUGGGAUCAUGGUGAAGCCGAUAGGUUGAAGAAAGAUGGGGAAAGGGAGGUUGAGAGGAUAUUAGUUGAUAGAGAAGGUUCCGCAAGUUUUGUUGCAAGAUCUGAUAGAAUUGGAGGGGUUUCGGGCUUUAUUUCAAACCCAAAUCCACCUCCUCAGAAGCAAUUGCAGGCGCCACACAGGGUCCCAUCACCAGUAAGGCCACCGCCGGUGAAGCCAUUGAAGCAGCCGAAGCCAAAGGCCAAGGAUCCAAACAAGAGGGAAAUGAGCAUGGAGGAGAAGCAAAAGUUGGGGUUGGGAUUGCAGAACUUACCGCAGGAGAAGAUGGAUAAUGUAGUUCAGAUUAUAAGGAAAAGGAAUGGGCAUUUGACGCAGGAUGGGGAUGAGAUUGAACUUGAUAUUGAAGCAAUGGAUACGGAGACGCUGUGGGAGUUGGACCGGUUUGUUACCAAUUACAAGAAGAUGGUCAGCAAGAUUAAGCGGCAGGCAUUGAUGGCGAACAAUGCAGUAUCUAAUGACAGCCAUCGGGAAGAGGCAACCAUAGAGAGAAUGGAGGUUCCAAUGGAGAUGAAGAAGCCAAAGAAAGGUGAUGCUGGGGAGGAAGAUGUAGAUAUUGGUGAUGAAAUUCCAAUGAGCAGUUUCCCACCUGUAGAGAUUGAGAAGGACAAUGAUCGGGCUAGUGGGAGUUCUAGCAGCUCCAGCAGUUCGAGUAGUGAUUCGUCAUCUUCAAGCGAUUCUGAUUCUGGGAGUUCUUCAGGAAGUGAUUCGGAUGCCGAUGAUGCCCGGUCUUAGAAGGCUAUUAGAUAUUGAAGCUGUGAAGUGAGAUUUUGGGGGCAAUCAAGGAGGAGUCGGUUGGGGUGUAGAUGAGGUUAGACUUUGCUAACAUUUGCUAACAAACUGAAAAA
Hibiscus syriacus is the source of this 2027-nucleotide messenger RNA. Its product is annotated as transcription factor GTE7-like. NCBI's taxonomy places the organism in Eukaryota, Viridiplantae, Streptophyta, Magnoliopsida, Malvales, Malvaceae. Gene Ontology annotation, molecular function: protein binding. The transcript has 3 exons. The record is from RefSeq and is a predicted model, not a curated record. Bases 289 to 1914 code for a protein of 541 amino acids.